AUAAAUACCAACUCAACAAACCCUUCUUCAGUCUCUCCUCACUCCUAUAGCAAACCACAACAAAAACAUAAAAGAUAACAAAGAAAACCCCAUUUCACUCUCAAAGGAAUGGCGAUUAUAAACCGGAGCAAGCUGACCCAAACGACUAUGAUAAAGCAAAUCUUGAAGAGGUGUUCAAGUUUGGGAAAGAAACAGAGCAGUGAGUAUAACGACGAACAUGAACAUGCUGGAGACUCUCUUCCUCUGGAUGUUCCCAAAGGUCACUUCGUGGUCUACGUAGGAGGGAAUCGGGUCAGGUACGUCUUACCCAUUUCGUUUUUGACCCGACCCGAGUUUCAGCUUCUUUUACAACAAGCUGAGGAAGAGUUUGGCUUCGAGCACAACAUGGGUCUCACUAUCCCUUGUGAGGAAGUAGCUUUCAAGUCUCUCAUCACCUCUAUGCUUCAAUCCACAUAUAUUUAAUUAGGGUUUUUAUUUUUAAUUAAGCAUAAAGAUCUGUUUUUAAUUAGCUUUCUAAAAAUUUUGGUGAUUUUGGGGUACAAUAGGGUAAAUGUUUCUAAUUAGAACGAGACCAACUUUAGAGAUACCUCCAAGAUUUGUAGGGGGGAAAAUAAGCAGAUACUCUGAUAAUUUUUCUCGUUGUGGUAGUGUGAUUAUCUGUACAACCCAGUGAUGGACUAUUAUAUCAUAUCAGUGAUGAAUGCUAUUUUUCUUCUUAUAA
Messenger RNA from Arabidopsis lyrata subsp. lyrata, 721 nucleotides. RefSeq names its product auxin-responsive protein SAUR50. The transcript has a single exon. The record is from RefSeq and is a predicted model, not a curated record. Gene Ontology annotation, biological process: response to auxin. The coding region runs from base 109 to 462 and encodes 117 amino acids. NCBI's taxonomy places the organism in Eukaryota, Viridiplantae, Streptophyta, Magnoliopsida, Brassicales, Brassicaceae.